This is a messenger RNA of Corylus avellana, 3203 nucleotides long. RefSeq names its product cellulose synthase-like D1 (gene CSLD1). The record is from RefSeq and is a predicted model, not a curated record. NCBI's taxonomy places the organism in Eukaryota, Viridiplantae, Streptophyta, Magnoliopsida, Fagales, Betulaceae. Gene Ontology annotation, molecular function: cellulose synthase (UDP-forming) activity. Gene Ontology annotation, biological process: cellulose biosynthetic process. Gene Ontology annotation, cellular component: membrane.
AUGGAAACUUCAACGGCCUCGCCAAAGAAAUCAUUAUCGUCUUCAUCUUCGGCAGUCCGGCCACCCCAUCAGGCGGUGAAAUUUGCGCGACGCACAUCAAGCGGCCGCAUUGUGAGCUUGUCCCGGGAUGAUGACUUGGACAUGUCAGGCGAGUUUCCCGGGCCAAAUGACUACAUCAAUUACACGGUGAUGAUGCCGCCUACACCAGACAACCAACCUGGUGCAACCUCAGAUUCCAAGACAGACGGUCCGCAGCGGAGGCGGGUGGCGGACGAGGAAGGAGGGUAUGGGGGGAGCGGCGGGGGUCGUCAUGCAGGCGCAACAAAGACCGAGAGGAGGAUGUCAGUAAUGAAGCCUUCCAACAACACGUCAAUGUUGUUGAGGAGCCAAACAGGGGACUUCGAUCACAACCGUUGGUUGUUCGAGACAAAGGGCAAGUACGGCAUUGGCAAUGCGUUUUGGUCCGAACAGGAGGAAGACUAUGGACUGGAAAGCGGAAUGAGUAUGUCGGACUUCAUGGACAAGCCCUGGAAGCCGCUCACUAGAAAGCUUAAGGUUCCAGCCGCUAUUCUUAGCCCUUACAGGUUACUAGUGUUGGUUCGAAUGAUAAUUUUAGGUUUUUUUCUGGCAUGGCGUAUCCAAAACCCCAAUCGGGAUGCAAUGUGGCUAUGGGGCAUGUCCAUUGUUUGCGAGAUUUGGUUUGCCUUCUCGUGGCUUCUAGAUAUUCUCCCGAAACUCAACCCUAUCAAUCGAGCCACUGACCUUGUUGCCCUCCAUGAUAAGUUCGAGCAACCCUCCUCAUCCAACCCUAGUGGGCGUUCUGACUUGCCUGGAGUUGAUGUAUUUGUCUCCACUGCCGACCCUGAAAAGGAACCUCCUCUUGUCACAGCAAAUACUAUUCUCUCCAUCCUAGCAGUUGAUUACCCGAUCGAGAAGCUCUCAUGCUAUAUUUCGGAUGAUGGUGGUGCCAUACUCACCUUUGAGGCUAUGGCCGAGGCCGUUCACUUUGCCGAGGAUUGGGUGCCCUUUUGCCGCAAACACAACAUUGAGCCUAGGAAUCCAGACAGUUACUUCAGCAGCAAAACCGACCCCACGAAGAACAAGAAGCGCACAGAUUUUGUCAAGGACCGCCGUUGGAUCAAGAGAGAGUACGAUGAGUUUAAGGUCAGGAUCAACGGUCUCCCUGAAGCUAUACGUAAGAGGAGUGACAUGUAUAACUCCAGGGAGGAAACGAAGGAGAAGAAGCUUGCCCGUGAGAAGAAUGGUGGACUGCUGCCUCUGGAGCCAAUCAAGGUCGAUAAAGCCACGUGGAUGGCCGAUGGUACUCACUGGCCUGGGACGUGGCUUGACCCUACUGUUGAUCAUACAAAGGGAGACCAUGCAGGAAUUUUGCAGGUAAUGAGUAAGGUGCCGGAAAACGACCCAGUGAUGGGUCAUCCGGACGAGAAAAAAUUGGACUUCACCGGAGUUGACAUCCGGCUGCCAAUGUUCGCCUAUGUCUCUCGAGAGAAGCGGCCGGGGUUUGACCACAACAAGAAAGCUGGAGCAAUGAAUGCCAUGGUUCGAGCUUCAGCAAUAUUGUCCAACGGGCCCUUCGUACUCAAUUUGGACUGUGACCAUUAUAUCUAUAAUUCUCAAGCUGUAAGGGAAGGAAUGUGCUUCAUGAUGGAUCGCGGUGGUGACAGGCUAUGCUACAUACAAUUUCCUCAGAGAUUUGAAGGGAUUGAUCCGUCUGACAGAUAUGCAAAUCAUAAUACUGUCUUCUUUGACGGAAACAUGCGAGCUCUAGAUGGUCUUCAGGGUCCGGUGUACGUUGGAACUGGCUGCAUGUUCCGGCGACAUGCAAUCUAUGGGUUCCAUCCACCAAGGGCAAACGAGUACUCCGGCGCGUUUGGGCAACUAAAAUCCCCAGCUCCAAAUAUUGCAAUGCAGGCACAAUCGCAGACCGAGGAAUUAGACGACUCAGAAACACAGCCCCUUGCAUCACACCCUGACUUGAACCUGCCAAAGAAGUUUGGCAAUUCUUCGAUGUUCACGGAAACGAUAGCCAUCGCCGAGUACCAGGGCCGGCCACUUGCUGAUCACAUUUCUGUAAAGCAUGGACGGCCUCCAGGGGCACUGCUCAUACCUCGUCCACCACUUGAUGCGCCCACUGUUGCUGAGGCAGUGGCUGUCAUCUCCUGCUGGUACGAGGACAAGACAGAAUGGGGGGAGCGAAUAGGUUGGAUUUAUGGAUCGGUGACGGAGGAUGUGCUGACAGGUUACAGAAUGCACAACCGUGGGUGGCGGUCCGUGUACUGCAUCACGAAGCGCGAUGCUUUCCGAGGCACAGCACCUAUCAACCUCACGGACCGCCUGCACCAGGUCCUACGAUGGGCCACUGGUUCGGUGGAAAUCUUCUUCUCUCGGAACAAUGCAUUUCUUGGAAGCAAGCGCCUCAAGUUCCUACAACGUGUUGCAUACCUGAAUGUCGGCAUCUAUCCCUUCACCUCCAUCUUCUUGGUUAUAUACUGCUUCCUCCCUGCACUGUCCCUCUUCACGGGACACUUCAUCGUUCAAAGCCUAAAUAUUGCGUUCCUCUCCUAUCUCCUUAUAAUUACUAUUUGUCUCACUCUCAUCUCCCUUCUGGAAGUGAAGUGGUCCGGCACUGGCCUCGAGGAAUGGUGGCGAAACGAACAGUUUUGGGUGAUUGGUGGCACAAGCGCACACCUUGUGGCCGUUGUCCAGGGUCUCCUAAAAGUAGUAGCUGGGAUCGAAAUUUCUUUCAAGUUGACCUCCAAGUCCGGUGGUGAAGACGAAGACGACAUAUACGCUGAUCUUUACAUGGUGAAGUGGACAAGUCUCUUCAUAAUGCCACUGACAAUCAUAGUAGUCAACAUUGUUGCUGUUGUUAUUGGGUUCUCGAGGACCAUAUACAGUGUGAUACCGGAAUGGAGUAAGCUCAUGGGGGGAACAUUCUUUAGCUUCUGGGUGUUGGCUCACAUGUAUCCCUUUGGCAAAGGGUUGAUGGGGAGGAGAGGAAGGGUGCCCACCAUCGUAUACGUCUGGUCAGGGCUCGUUUCAAUUACAGUCUCCUUGCUUUGGAUAUCAAUUAGUCCCCCAACUGAUAGCACCAAUGUAACUGAUGGAGGUGUUCAGGUUUAAUGACUCGUAUAAAAUGAUACCUUAGACUCUCUCUUGUUUACCUGUUUGUUUUUCACUGU